UUCUCUCCUCUUUAUUCAAUUUUACUGCAGAUCUUGUAAUUAGCUCCAGUUUUUAAGCUCUGUUGGAUGUUGAUUACGUUGAAAUUAGUCAGAUCUGAGCAAAAGGUUUGCUGAAGACUUGAUCUAGGGUUUGCUGGAGUCUUGAUCUAGGGUUUUCGAGAAUAAUGGGUAGGGAUCAAAAUUUUAUCUUUCGGAUAGGUGGACAAGGUUGAGAUUUUCGCUAGAAUAUAGUUUGCAUUUGCAUUGAGAAUAGAAAAUUAUUGAUUUUAGAUUGUUACCUCUUAUUUUAUCCUGUUAGAAAUUCGUAUUCAUGCUUUAAUUGUUUGAAAUGGUAUGUGCUGAUUGGGCUGGUAUCAUUAUAUCAUGUGUCAGUGUUCUACUUCCUCCCUGUAUGAUUUUCGACGUAGGCACUAUAUAGGAUUUUCUUUUUUCCUUUUUAUUCUGUUAAUUCAUCUCAAAACAAUUUCACUUAAAAGUUUAGAUUCGUAGGUUCUGAACUGACAAUGCAUAUCAGUGAGCAUCACAUUAAUUUCUAUGAGUUCAGAAAAAAUAUACUUAAAUUUCAAUAGCAAUAUUUGAAUCAGGACCUUUUGUACCUGUUGAAGCCUGCUGAUCUAAUACCGUACCAAGGAACCAACUUUGCCAAAAUUUUAAGCUAAUGAGUUAAUGGUGAAAUGUACAACUCUGAGCAUUAACUCUAAUUUCUCUAAUGUACGAAGUAUUUACAAGUUAUCUAUAUUAGCAUUAACUCUAAUUUUAGAAAGUUGGCGAUUGAGAAAAUUUUCCUUGUAUUGAGUUUGAUUGUUUAUGAAAUUGUAUAUUGGAGCAUGAAGCUACUGAAUUUUAAAUUCCACGUCUUAACUGUAAAAUUUUUAACUUGUUGAAUAGAUAAUGGACGCAUGGCUCCAAUUUCAACACACAUGUAAUAUUGCGGUUGGAUAUGCUAUUUGCUUAUUUGCUUAUUGGUUCGUGCAUCGAAGAGAUAGGAUUAGGAGAUUAAAUAUUGACCCUCAAGAACCUAAAGAAGUAAGAGAUGUUGUGCGAGAAAUAAUGUCUCAAAGAGUUAUAUGUCGUGAAAUGAUUCGAAUGAAUCCACCAGCUUUUAACCAAUUGUGCGAAAUAUUAGAGAUGAAUGGUGGGCUUAAACCAACUCGAAGGGCUACUAUUGAAGAACAAGUUGCAAAAUUUUUAUACAUGUUGGGACACAGUGUAACAACUCGUGAAGUAAGUAAGAUAUUUGGACGAUCUGGAGAGAGUGUGAGUCGUCAUUUUCAUAAUGUUCUAAGAGCUAUGAUAGAGUUGGAGGAAAUGUUUUUUGUACAACCCGAUGGAUCACAAGUUCCUUCGGAGAUACUCACCAAUUCAAAGUUCUAUCCCUAUUUCAAGGAUUGUGUUGGGGCAAUUGAUGGCACACAUAUUCGAGUAAAAGUUUCUCCUCGAGACGCCCCUAGAUAUCGUGGUAGGAAAGACUAUCCCACACAAAAUGUGUUGGCCGCAUGCACGUUUGACUUGAAAUUCACUUACGUUUUGCCUGGAUGGGAAGGAACUGCAUCUGAUUCCAGAAUUAUUAAAAAUGCUUUACAAAGGCGAUUUCCACUUAAGAUUCCUCAAGGAAAAUAUUAUCUGGUUGAUGCUGGAUUCAUGUUACGAAGUGGAUUACUUCCACCCUAUAGAGGGAACCGCUAUCAUUUGAAAGAGUAUUCUAGAAAUCCACCAAAGAAUCCACGCGAGUUAUUUAAUCUAAGACAUGCAUCACUUCGGAAUGCCAUUGAAAGAUCAUUUGGUAUCUUGAAAAAAAGAUUUCCCAUUAUAGCAAGUUCAAAUGAACCAAACUACAGUGUUAAAACACAAAACAAGAUCAUUUUAGCUUGUUGUAUUUUGCAUAAUUUUUUAAGGGGAGUCGAUCCAGAUGAUGAAUUUCAGGAAGGGGAUGAGCAACAUAAUGAAAAUCAAUUUGAAGAAGAUGAUGUAGAUGAGGACGAAGAUGUUCGUAGAGGGGAGUGGAAAAGAGAUGGCAUCGCGGUUGCUAUGUGGCAAGAUUACCAUCGAUAAUUUAUUUUAGUUAUGCUUAUUGUUUGUUUGAUUUGUACUCUCUAUUUGGGUUAUCUUCUCAAUUUGUGUUGUACUUGAUAAGUGUUAGACUAAUAUCAUUUUAAUUCGGUA
Asparagus officinalis (garden asparagus) is the source of this 2163-nucleotide messenger RNA. Its product is annotated as putative nuclease HARBI1. The coding region runs from base 892 to 2052 and encodes 386 amino acids. Lineage: Eukaryota; Viridiplantae; Streptophyta; Magnoliopsida; Asparagales; Asparagaceae. The transcript has 3 exons. The record is from RefSeq and is a predicted model, not a curated record.